Molecule: messenger RNA, 621 nt
Organism: Aureococcus anophagefferens
Lineage: Eukaryota; Pelagophyceae; Pelagomonadales; Pelagomonadaceae
Exons: 1
Biological process (GO): proteolysis
Cellular component (GO): cytoplasm
Molecular function (GO): calcium-dependent cysteine-type endopeptidase activity
Source: RefSeq, a predicted model, not a curated record
AUGGCGUCGCUCGACACGGGCGCCUACAAGGACCUGUACCACGACUACGCGUCGGACGACCAGGCGCGCAUCGAGGAGCGCAAGCUCGUCGGGGGCCUCGAGGGCGACGCGCUGUACGUCGACGCGACGUUCCCGGCGUCGGGGUCGAGCCUCUACUACAACGAGCACCAGCCGCCCAAGUACGGCAUCCCCGCGGAGCUCGUCGAGUGGAACCGCAUCGGCGGCCGCGAGAUCGAGGGCUGCGUCGAGCCCGUCUUCGUCUCCGAGGCGCCCGGCGGCGGCGGCGUGAAGCAGGGCGCGCUGCGGGACCGGUGGUUCCUCUCCGCGCUCGGCAUGGUGGGCUCGAAGCCCGAGCUGCUGUCGCAGAUCCUCGUGAGCAGCGCGCUCUGGAAGAAGGGCAUCUACACGGUCAAGUUCUUCAAGGCGGGCAAGUGGCGCUACGUGCACGUCGACGACAAGAUCCCCUGCGACCGCGGCGGCCGGCCGCACUUCGCGCGGAGCUGCGACGCGAACGAGGCCUGGGUCAUGGUCGUCGAGAAGGCCUUCGCGAAGCUCCACUCCUGCUACGAGGCCAUCUGCGCCGGCGGCCUCGAGGAGGGCCUCAAGGACUGCACGGGCGCG